CGAAAUUCUGGGCGCUGGUGACAUACCUGCAGCAAUUCCGCGACCGAGAGACACUCCAUGGCAUCAUCUUCGUGACCACGCGACGGGCGGUCCUGCACUUGGCUGACAUGAUGCGGCGUACGCAGCAACUGGCCUUCCUAGAGGUGCUGGAGGCGUGGGGAUGCAGUGCCGCCGCACACCGGCGCGACCGGCCCGCCCCGGGACGGCGGCGGCGUGACCGGCAAGAUAAGGGCAUGAAGGGAAACGAGCAGACGGAGGUCAUAGGGCACUUCGCGGCUAAAGGACGCAAGGUGUUGGUCGCGACCUCGGCUCCCGAGGAGG
Molecule: messenger RNA, 321 nt
Organism: Astrephomene gubernaculifera
Lineage: Eukaryota; Viridiplantae; Chlorophyta; Chlorophyceae; Chlamydomonadales; Astrephomenaceae
Source: the annotation of a GenBank genome assembly